GUGUCGGUCGUUGCAGCCGUCGCUCGCUACGCUUACGCUAUCGUUUUGUAUGUCGGUUUGUAAUUGCAAAAACUAGCAGAAGCGCAGCAAAAGGCAAGAAAAUUUUAUACAAAAUUUUCUUCUUGCGUGUGGACUAUUAGAGCUAGAGACUUCAUACGCGGGAAUACAAGUGCUCGCAUUCCGUACGCAGAUCCAGCUUAUUUAAUUUUAUGGAUACUUGCCAACGUUCGCCAUAAAUCGACAUUUCUGAUGGCAAUAAGAGGCACAAAUGGCCUUUUAAAAUAUGACUGAAAUAUGAAUUGUUCACAUUUCACUCAGAUUGGAUAAGAAGCAUAUAUUCAUAUUGAACAACCUGGACGAUCAGCAGCAAUCUUCGCAUUGGUCUUUCGACUAGGGCAUUCUAGUCGCUUCUCGGUGACAUAUUUGGAGCUUUGCUCUUUGUGGUAUUAAGUAGUUGUCCAAUUGACAGCUUGAGUGCUCGACUGACACUUCGAAUGUUGUCAGCAGUCUUGUGCUGUUCGCUGAUGUAUGCGAGUCUCCCCCGGAGGUGCCAAUCAAUAGUCGAAACGGUCAUAGACGCCACCUCAGCCAUGCGCAUCACAUGCAGCAAGCGGCAGCAACAGCAACACAGCCACAACAACAAUAACAACAACUACAACAACAGCAAUAACAACAACACCCAUAAGCCAAUAACAACAUCCGAUGAUUGCCUAAAGCCUAUGAAAUAAAAUAAAGCGCGCAAGUGAGAGAGAGAGAGAAAAACAGAGCGAGCGAGCGAGAGAGAAGGGCAAGCGAGAGCAAGAGGAACAGAGAAAGUAAACCCGCCGUAAAAUACACCAAAGAAGCUGACCAAAUAAGAAAAUAGAUAGAAAAUAGUCCAGGAAAACAAAAAUGUUGAUCAAAGAGUAUCGCAUACCACUGCCCCUCACCGUCGAGGAGUACCGGAUUGCCCAGCUGUAUAUGAUAGCG
Messenger RNA from Drosophila grimshawi, 969 nucleotides. RefSeq names its product putative mediator of RNA polymerase II transcription subunit 7. The coding region runs from base 495 to 728 and encodes 77 amino acids. Lineage: Eukaryota; Metazoa; Arthropoda; Insecta; Diptera; Drosophilidae. The record is from RefSeq and is a predicted model, not a curated record. The transcript is spliced from 3 exons.